Molecule: messenger RNA, 1949 nt
Organism: Lactuca virosa
Lineage: Eukaryota; Viridiplantae; Streptophyta; Magnoliopsida; Asterales; Asteraceae
Source: the annotation of a GenBank genome assembly
AGCGUGACCGGUUUGAAACUCUAAUCAUUUUUCCGGUCCAUCUUUUCCAGGCUGUUCCUAGUGCUUCCACACUGUAAACUCCGAAUUCCCCUUUCAACCCCUCUUAUAACCAAUUCCAUGGCUUCCUCCGAGGACAAAAUCGUAAACUCCUAAUCGCCACCGCUGACCACCGGCCUCUCCCACCGCAAAAAGUAGAUCUACACGAGAAAGAGAGUGAUCUCAUUUGAAGUUUCAAAAAAACUGCACACAGCAAAACCCUAGAACCUCAAAUCAGUUCAUGAUUUUGAGUCGAAUCUAAGGUCAACAAUGGGGGAUUUCAAUCUUGCGCUUGUGAUUGUGGCGAUAGUUGUUUGUGUUUUGGUGUUCAUCUUCAAUUUGUACCUCCUUGUCAAUUACCAACAUCCCGAUGACAAAAACCAGGCGUAUUUCCCCAAAUUUGUCGUAGUUUUGGGACUCUCGGUCGCUGCUAUCUCUAUACUUAUGCUCCCCGCUGAUGUUGCCAACCGGCAAGCUUGUCAGCACGCUAUUUAUAAUGGUGCUUGUAAUCUCACAUUGCCGAUGAAGGAUCUGUGGCUUGCUAUCUACAUCAUUGAUGCUAUUCUUGUGUUCUUCGUCAUUCCCUUCGCAAUGUUUUACUACGAAGGCGACCAAGACAAGACUAUUGGCAAGAGGAUUAAAAGUGCAUUGAUCUGGGUGGUAACUACAGCCAUUGUUUGUGGCUUGGUGCUGGGUAUCUUAUACGGUGUUAUUGGAAAAGUUGAUUUCACAGUUCGACACCUGUCUUCUUCAACAGUGCAAUUCCCAAGCACUUUCCAAUUCUCUAGUGGUCAACCAUGUGUCAGCAAUGGUGUACGCCAGUGUUCUGCCUAUGAUGCUAGUCCUUCAUCAGAGACAACAUGGACCAUGCGAUCAACUUUUCCAGAAUAUGUUGUUGCUCUUGCUACAAUUGUGGGCUCUGUGCUUUUCUCUAUAUUUGGUGGUGUUGGCAUUGCUUGCCUCCCACUGGGGCUAAUAUUUUCUUUCAUAAGGCGCCCAAAGGCAGUGAUUACUAGAUCACAGUAUAUCAAGGAAGCUACAGAACUUGGUAAAAAAGCAAGAGAGUUAAAGAAGGCAGCUGAUGCACUUCAUCAGGAAGAAAGGAGUGGUUCAAAAGGAAGGAAAUGGCGUAAAAAUAUGAAAGCCCUAGAAAAGGAGUUAUUUCUUUUGGAGGAUGAUGUGAUGGCUUUAGAAGAGAUGUACCCUCAAGGCGAAAAGGCAGAGACUACCUGGGCCAUGACUGUUCUUGGCUAUCUUGCAAAGCUUAUACUCGGAGUCUUUGGGUUAAUUGUUUCAAUUGCUUGGGUUGCACACAUCAUUAUAUAUCUGUUGAUCGACCCUCCACUUUCUCCAUUCCUAAAUGAGGUCUUCAUAAAGUUGGAUGACAUUUGGGGUCUUCUGGGCACUGCUGCCUUUGCGUUUUUCUGCUUCUACCUUCUGCUUGCAGUUAUUGCUGGUGCAAUGAUGCUUGGUCUCAGACUAGUGUUUAUCACUAUCCAUCCAAUGAAGUGGGGAGGAACUCUCAUGAACUCUUUCCUGUUCAAUGUGGCUCUCAUUCUUCUUUGCUCCAUCAGUGUUAUUCAAUUCUGUUCGACCGCAUUUGCAUACUACGCACAAGCUACAGCUGCCCAAGAAAUAUUCGGUCAUACCCUGCAAUCUCUUCGUGGAAUCAAAUACUUAUACAAGUAUAACAUAUUCCAAAUUGCAUUUGUCGUUCUAGCUGGCCUAACCUUUGUGUAUUAUGCCGCCUUUGGAUGGAGGAGAAAAAAGCCGAGUGGAAGGUUCCAACUAUCGUCUUAAAAAGUGUCUUAUUACCGUAAUCCAUGGGAAAAUUUUCACUUAAUUUGAGUGCCUUAUUAUACAGCUAAGUCUCGCAUCGAAGCGAUUUCAUCCGAUUAAAAGUCUUGAGAUUU